UCCCGAAUCGCGUGGCGAGGAGGCUCUGCUGCCCGACUGACCGUCCUCGGCGCCUCUUAUACCUUUACUCCGGUCUGCGCGUUCUUCAGGAACGUACGUGCCCGUUCCACGUUCCACUCGAGAGAGCGCGAUACAUAUCCCUCUUUUAAAGAGUACGUUAUAUACAAACAGCCAGCAAACAGACCUAAUUCCUUGGUGGUGCACCUCGAAAUAGUCAAGUCGACUUAAGAGCCGUCGUAGUUUUUGAAAUCGUUUUUGGUUUGUUCACACGUUUUAUUUGCUCCAAUUUGACACGCUCGACAGUUCAGGCAGACAGUGAUAUGGCACAGCUGAUCAGCGUCAAGCUAUCUAGGUUCGAUGGAUCCGCCUGGGGUUUUCGUCUCCAAGGCGGUAAGGAUUUUGGCACGCCGCUUGUUGUGCAGAAGGUUAAUAGCGGUUCUCCUGCGGAAGCGGCUGGUCUUAAAGCUGGCGAUGCGGUUAUUAAAGUCAACACUACUGAUAUGUAUAAUUUAAGGCAUAAAGACGCGCAGGAUGUCAUAGUCAAGGCCGGAAAUAAUUUCGAAAUGACUGUUCAAAGAGGUGGCAGUACCUGGAAACCGCACGUGACGCCCGCAACCGCAAACCUGCCGUCUCCGAUUCAUACCGCCCCCGCGGCUAACGUUGCGCCAGUCACAAAGACCUCUUUGGCAGCGAAGAAACAAGACGGACCUCACAUCGGUGGCGGACACAACUUUAGCCCCAAGCCAUUCCUGAACGGCACUAGCGACGGUCCAAUUAAAUCCAUCGUGAAUAAACAGUACAACAGUCCCGUAGGAAUCUACAGCGAGGAAACUAUCGCGGAAACACUGUCGGCUCAAGCGGAAGUUCUUGCUGGAGGUGUCCUUGGGGUAAAUUUCAAGAAGAACGAGAAAAACUACAAUGCUGAGAACAGCGAGGUUUUCAAAAUGGUCCAGGAAGCGGACAAAGAACCAAAGACCCCGGAACCUGUUCCUUCAAGGACAGAAUUUUACUCCUCCGUGAGCCACGCGGUUGGCGGAAGGGCCACUUCACCGAGGUCACCCACGCCUCUGUUUCAUGCUAUGGGCGGGGGUGGUGGUGCACCUGACGAUAGCAGGCACCUUGUAUUAUGGCCGGAUGAAUCGAGGAAUCAGACACCGCAACAACAAAAGCAGGAAUCUUCCGCCGGGUCGGGGUCGUCGACGCCGGGCGGGGUCGUUUGUAGCAACUGCGACCGAUUGAUCGUAGGUGUCUUCGUCAGGAUCAAGGAUAAAAAUUUGCACGUGGAGUGUUUCAAGUGCUCAACUUGCGGCACAUCCUUGAAGAAUGUCGGUUAUUAUAAUAUCAAUAAUAAAUUGUACUGUGACAUUCACGCGAAACUCGUCGCUAGGCAAAAUGCACCGGCUGGUGUCGUACCUCUCACUAUACCACCAGGUGGCAAAGCACCAGCUAGCACUAUUAGCGCGGCAUUGGCGAAUGCACCUUUAUCGCCGCCUCUCAGCAAUCACGGAUCGUCGCCUCAACCAUUCUCCGCGUGCAAUCGUACGAGUCCCGAUUCCGGAUCUCAGUAUACGUGGCGAUCGACCUCGAAUAUGAACGGAUGUAUCAGAAAUAGCGAAUGCAACGGCGAAUCAAAAACGUUCACGAGCACGAUCAUCAUCCAAACAGGUGGCACAGAGCCUACCACCCGCCUUGGCACCUCGCCCGUUGAUCCACCCAGCUUACGAUCAGUUCAGGCACCAACGAGCAACAAUCUCAUUGGUCCUAAACCCUUCGGUGGAUCGAGUGGUUUUUCAUCAAACCUAUCGCCGACUCCAACAAUAAAUACCGGUAGCAGUACUUUGCCACGUCCUCAAAGCCAGACUGUGACAGGUCGAUACUCUACCCUGCCAAAGCCAAAAAGUUCGCCUUUCAGAGGUACCGGAGUUGGCGGCCUCGGCGGCACGAGUUCCAAGAGCGGAUCGUUCGCCGGUAGCAGUGCGCCCAAACGCGGACGUGGCAUUCUGAAUCAGGCUGUCGGAGCAGGAUCGCGUAUACCAUUGUGCGCUCACUGCAGUUCAUACGUCAGAGGACCCUUUAUCACCGCUUUGGGUCAAAUCUGGUGUCCCGAUCAUUUCGUCUGCGUCAACGCUCAAUGCCGUCGUCCUCUUCAGGACAUCGGCUUUGUCGAGGAAAAAGGACAACUCUACUGCGAAUAUUGUUUCGAAAGAUUUAUCGCGCCCACAUGCAACAAAUGCAACAACAAGAUCAAGGGGGAUUGCUUGAACGCAAUUGGAAAGCACUUCCAUCCUGAAUGCUUCAAUUGCGCUUAUUGUGGCAAACUUUUUGGCAACAAUCCAUUCUUCCUGGAAGAAGGAUUGCCCUAUUGCGAAGCUGACUGGAAUGAGCUGUUUACGACGAAAUGCUUUGCAUGUGGGUUCCCAGUCGAGGCUGGCGAUCGUUGGGUAGAGGCCCUAAACAACAACUAUCACAGCCAGUGCUUUAACUGCACGAUGUGCAAGAAGAAUCUUGAGGGUCAAAGCUUUUAUGCGAAAGGCGGUCGCCCGUUCUGCAAAAAUCACGCGCGUUAAGAUCACAUGCUCUCGAGCAUCGCCAAUGAUCGAUGGGAUGAUGAGAAGAGAAGAACAGAAAAAACAAAAUAAUGAAGAGGAAAUUUAACGAAAAUAAGAAGCGUACAGUGUUAACGCAUAAAUUAUUUUAUCCUGAUUACUUUCUUUUUUUGUGUCUUGACCGAAAUUAUUGCACUAACCUUUUGUCAGAUUCGCGAGGAAUUCUUCAUACAGCUACAAAGAUACAGGAUCAAUUAGGGUGAUUUUGACAAAAAAAAUCUUUAUUGUUAAAUCUGAUGAUAAAUUGUAAUAUCGUUAGAAGUGAUAGUUAUUUAUAGAAUAGAUGUCACAAUGAUAUUUAUAUUAUUCAGAAAAAUAAACAUAAUAAAGACAAAAUCUUUAAAAAAAUUGCGAAUGUAUUAUUAAUAUGAAGUAAUAUCAUAAUAUCAUAAUAAUAUAAUAAUUGAUAUCACAUAAAUUAUUUUCUCCAAUGUCACCGAUCACCCUGAUUAAUUCUACACAAUGCACACAUUUUCACGAGAUACUAAUAAUGCCUCGCGUCGUUCGGCUAUAAGAGAGUUAAUAAUUAAUAUUUAUUAUCUAGCUUAAUUAGAAAUGCGACGCAGGAGACCAAUGAUCAUUUAAAUCCUAAAGAGAUCAACGGAGUUAAAAUCUUCGUUUUCCAAUUUAUGAAGUUUAUUAAUUUAUUAAUUUUUUUUUUUAUUUAUAAACACACAAUACGACACAACACACAUGCAUACAACACACAUUCAAACGGUAUAUAGUUUCUUUUAAUCAAAUAUUCCUUGAAAGACAUUCGUCAUUAUAUGUAAUUAUCUAUAAACAUCGCGCAGCUUGCGCUAAAAUUUUAUUCGUGCUUUGUAAAGUUAACGAUCUUGUGUCUAUAAAGAUGUGUUUUGGUUUUCA
Molecule: messenger RNA, 3473 nt
Organism: Cataglyphis hispanica
Lineage: Eukaryota; Metazoa; Arthropoda; Insecta; Hymenoptera; Formicidae
Gene: Zasp52
Product: PDZ and LIM domain protein Zasp
Exons: 17
Coding region: 321-2567 (748 amino acids)
Biological process (GO): heart development; actin cytoskeleton organization; muscle structure development
Cellular component (GO): filamentous actin; stress fiber; adherens junction
Molecular function (GO): muscle alpha-actinin binding; actin binding
Source: RefSeq, a predicted model, not a curated record